UGGUUAUUAUAAGAAUGGUGUAAAGUGGAAUAGUAAGAGAAAAGUGUUCAAUAUGUACAUGAAAUAUGUGUUUGUUUUGUCCCUCUACCUCAUGCUCGACAGUGCGCUGUCUAUGCAUAUAAAGGGCGAAUUUUCUACAGAUGAGUUUUUCAAAUUCGUAGUCAAAUUUGGCUUUCAGAAAACUGACAUCCAUUAUCAAAAAGAAACAUAUGGAUUCAUAUUUGGCAAUAUCACAUCAAAAGAUCGUUUUAUGUAUCCUAUCACAUUUGCUGUGUUGAACAGGCAUCAUUUUAUUCACUAUUAUAAAAAUCGGGAUAUAGAGAACAAGGAGCUGGCAUGUCAAGUCAUGUUCCAGAACUUGAAUACAUCUGCUUACCACCCUAAGUGUAAUGCUGGGGGACAGGAUUUUUUUCGGCGCAUCCCUUGCCCAAAAAACGAAGUUUGCGUUGAUGAAGACUCCCUAUGGAAUGUUGUAAAGAAAAGUCAAUUUACUUACGACAUUGAGAACCCAGGCCAACCAAGGUUCUGGUAUGUGUCCAUGGUGUCCUGCUAUCUCAAUGAGACAACAUGCACAUGGCAUCAUUACAAAGGAGCACCAUCGAAAGAUAAUAAAACCAUGACAAAUGUCCCACAAAAAGUCCAAUAUGACUUUUGGCUAGUUAAUGGGAAUCCUAAUCAAAGUCUAUACAAUAGCCUGAUGUACCAAUUUUCGUUUGAUCGUCAAAACACCCUGGAAUUGUAUUUGGUGUUUCUGCUUUGCUAUAUUGUCCUUGUGCCAGUGCAGAUUUAUGCUGUCAGGACACAGAAACAUCCAGUAACAAAGUUAUUCACCUGCAGUCUCAUACUGGAGUUUGGUGCCAUUUGCUUCAAUUUCCUGCACACAGUGAAGUUUGCCGCAGACGGCGUAGGAUUUACUGGACUCGAUGUUGCUGGGGAUAUACUGGAUAUUAUGAGCCGGACCCUCUUUAUGCUGCUGCUCUUGUUAUUGGCAAAAGGCUGGGCAGUCACCAGAUUGGAGCUUACAUACAAGCCAUUGGUUUUCGGCGUGUGGCUGGCAUAUGGCAUAGUACAUAUACUGCUGUAUGUGUGGAAUACUACGGAAGUAGAUAUCAUAGAGGAAAUUGACGAAUACCAAACGUGGCCGGGCUGGCUCAUCCUCACCCUGCGCGUGGCCAUCAUGUCCUGGUUCGUGCUGGAGCUGCGCAACACGAUGAUGUAUGAGCACAACAUGGCCAAGCUGAACUUCCUCCUGCAUUUCGGCGCCUCGAGCUUGGUGUGGUUCGUGUAUCUGCCGGUUAUCGCUUUGAUAGCCCUGCAGAUUAGCCCCUUGUGGAGGUUUAAAUUUUUACUCGGUAUUACAUAUUCGGCGGACUGCCUGGCGUUCUGCGUCAUGACACAUCUGCUGUGGCCCACUCGAUCGGAGCAGUACUUGCUGCUGGCUCCCUCUGAUUACACAGCGGGCAUUGAGGAACUAGACGAGUUCAAUGAGUCGCCGCACGUAGUGCACAGCGACACGGUGGCGCUCACGGCCGACAGCGUCAACGUCGACGAUGAGGACGUCAUAUUCACCCGCUCGCACAAGAACACCGUCUACUCAUAGCGGGACUAGACCUAUCCAGGGGAAACUUCGAGAAUUCUCUCCACGAGCCAGUCGGUUAGAACGAGCUAAGUGAUCUUUGAGAUUGUUAACCGGCUCUGCGUGUCAGACGUUUUUAGACGAGGGCUGACGAUAGCCAAUUAGCCAUAUUGAGCGGACUAUGGGAUAUAUGUAUAUGAGGUUUGUUUAUUCCCAAUUUUGGUCCGGUACAGCACUUAAGUGGGAUGUCGCACCGUUGUCAAAUUUUCAAUACCUAUGAGUAAAUGUCGACUUUAGUGUAAUAUUAGUCGUAAGCGUUAUCUGUGAAUAGACACGAGUAUACAACGCGUAUUAUGAUAAAGUGCAUCUGUUUUAAUACCUGCAGUGUAGACAAACUAUUGCACAGUACCGAUAAAGAAAAAAAAUGGUGGAAUAAUAUAAUAGUUCCUCGAGCAAUGUUUUAAAGAAUUUAAUAUAAUUUAAAUUAAUUAUAGUGUAUUUUAAUGUGCAGUGUCAAAUCGAAAACUUAGUCACGUAGUUGUAAGUAACGGGACGAUAUCUGUUUUGUCUUUGAAUAACAUUUUUUGAUAAAGUAUUCUUUAACCCAAGACAUAGAAAAUAUUCAAAAGAAAACCUUGAAACCACUGUUAUUCUAAUUUAACUCACGCUAUAUCUGUUUGAGGCUACGUAACACUGGCGCAUGUUCUAAUAAUUGAAUACCUAACGUACAAUUUGCAAUUUACCUAUAGUUAGAAAGCGCUAGAAUAGCAUUUGAAAAAUAGUUCCUCAAAAUUUGGUAGAACCUCCUUACAACCGGCGUCCUGCGUGUAGUACAUAGGUCCCAGACAUUGCAUCAUCUUAAUAGAGUUUAAAUUAGCAAACUUGAUACCCAGUCAUGGGGUAAAACCCUGAUAAACAGGUCGGACUAUGAGAAAGACCUUUCAUAGGUACCAAUCAUAGAAACACUUUCUCUAAAGCGCCCUCUGAUUAGUGAAUAUUUACUAUUUUACUCCAUUGAAAGAAAAUACCAUCUCAAGGUUUUUGUCGCGUUAUUUCAUGUUGCACAUUUUUAUUUAUACUAGUUACAGGUUACAUGUAUUAGAUGAUUAGUACCUACAUAUUUAGGUAAUAAUGAAUGUUCUAAUGAGUGUCAUUGAAAUGUGCCAACCUGUGAGUCAAAAGUUGCAUAACACACUUUAAUCACUUUUGAGACUUUUUAUGAAGUAUAGUAGGUACAAAAUUAACGAAGGCGUUAUAAACAGUUAAUAAGCCUGCGCGUCAAAAUUAUCUUAUUGCACAAAGCCUUAAUAGUUCAUAACUUUAAAAUUAAAUAAAAACAUCUUUAUAUUGAAGUUGUUAAAUCGAAUAGUACCUACAUUAAAAAUCUGUCUCUAAAAUAACUGCAUUGCGUACACUUUCAUUCUUAGCAAAAAUAAAUAGUUUGUUUUAUACUCUUCAGAGUAUAAUUAUCAUUAUUAUUUGUAUGUCUUUUCCAUAUCUCGGGACCAUGGGGUCCCGGACCUUUGGGAGGCGUACGUGGGGCCGAAGCCAACAGCGCAGAGGCCCUUUAAGACACUUUAAUCUAAAAGCAAGGGAUACACGUGGCGGAUACCAUCCCCGAACGCACAAUGUGAUACAUCAAGAGAUGGUCCCCGCCAGGUGCAAAGACUAUUGCAGUGCAGCACUUUUGUGCUGCGAUGGGAACUAAGGUCAUGGGCUAUAGAUUUGAAAGUUGGAUGGACUGGAUAAUGGGCUAUGGGAGAGACUAGCGGACACCUGCCGUGACAAUCAGUCUCAAAAUUGUAUAAGACAGGUGGUGA
This is a messenger RNA of Cydia fagiglandana, 3396 nucleotides long. RefSeq names its product transmembrane protein 145. The transcript has 7 exons. NCBI's taxonomy places the organism in Eukaryota, Metazoa, Arthropoda, Insecta, Lepidoptera, Tortricidae. The record is from RefSeq and is a predicted model, not a curated record. Gene Ontology annotation, biological process: G protein-coupled receptor signaling pathway; response to pheromone. The coding region runs from base 53 to 1600 and encodes 515 amino acids.